AUGUCCACAAACGUCACUGUAGAGCACUGCAAGCUGCAUGCAGGUGACGACAAUGUGGCAAUCACGGGCGGCAGCAGCAACAUACUGCUGAGGGACCUACUGUGCACUGCUGGGCAUGGCAUCAGCAUCGGCGGUCUGGGCAUGGACUGCAGUCAUCUCACCGUGCCAUCGCUUGUCUGUUUUCCUUCCCUACUCUUCUCCUUCACCAGCAUCGGCAGUCUGGGAGUGGACGGCAGUCUGGCGUGUGUGUCGGACAUCCGGGUGCAGAACGUGCAGCUAGCAGCGCUCUCCAACGGGCUGCGCAUCAAAACCUACCAGGGCGGCCAGGGCGCCGUCUGGAACAUCCUCUACGAAAACGUCACCAUGCAGGAUGUUACCAAUGCAAUCAUCAUCGACCAGGUAGGGUUACCAUGUGCGCUCGCCAUGCCUGGUUCCCAUGCGCAGUGUCCAUGUCCUGUUACCGUAACUAUUGCGAUCGGAACAAUGUGGGACCCGCGGGCUGCACAAGCAGCAGCGGCAACGCAAUAG
Molecule: messenger RNA, 528 nt
Organism: Closterium sp. Naga37s-1
Lineage: Eukaryota; Viridiplantae; Streptophyta; Zygnematophyceae; Desmidiales; Closteriaceae
Source: the annotation of a GenBank genome assembly